This is a messenger RNA of Calliphora vicina (urban bluebottle blowfly), 942 nucleotides long. RefSeq lists its product as uncharacterized. The coding region runs from base 1 to 942 and encodes 313 amino acids. NCBI's taxonomy places the organism in Eukaryota, Metazoa, Arthropoda, Insecta, Diptera, Calliphoridae. The record is from RefSeq and is a predicted model, not a curated record. The transcript has a single exon.
AUGAACAAAUACCCCUACAACUUGAGGCAACGAAAAUUAGCCGAUGACGAAGAAGUCUCAUUAGGUGGUGAGGAAAUUAAUUUCUUUGAUGCAAGUAGUGUUAACAUGGCCGAGAUGGAAAAUAUGUUAGCACAAAUGCAAGCUUUACAACAUGAAGUCAACACUCUUCGAGAGUCUCAAGCAAAUGUGAAUGAUGCAUCAAGAUCAAAUCUACAAAAAGUUCACAUUCCGAAAUUCAACAAACACAAUUCCCAUUUGUGGCUUGCACAAAUUGAGAGAUCAUUUGCUUUGUGUGCCAUCACAUCAGACUCGGCCAAAUUUGAUCUUGUCUCAGUACGUCUGGAGGAUGAAAUACUUUUAUCCAUUGAGGACCUGAUAGCAAAUCCUCCUCAAGUUAAUAAAUUUGAUACAUUAAAAGAACGUCUCUUUGCUGAAACUUCUGAAUCUAAAAUACGACGUUUGCUGCAGGGUUGUGAAAUCGCAGGAACAAAACCUUCAGAAAUUUUAUCGACUAUGAAACGUCUAGCUCCGUGUAAACAAAAUGAAGCAAUUAUUCGCACACUAUUUCUGGGUAAGAUGCCAGAUUCAAUUCGUCCUAUAUUAUCAGUGUGUAAAGACGAUGAUUUGGAAAAACUUUCCGAAACGGCCGACAAAAUGCUAGAUGCUAAUUACAAUGUGGCAAGUUCCGUAACAGUAGCACCUUUACGUUACGACGCAAAUGUUCCUGUGGAUGCAGUUGCUCCCCAUAUGAGUUUUUCCGACGUUUGCCAAGCGAUAAAAAAUUUAACAGAUGAAGUUAAAAAAAUUCAACUACAACAAAACGAUAAUAGAGGCAAAUUUAAUCGACAACAAUCAACUGAAACGCAAUUAUGCUGGUAUUAUACAAAAUUUUGUGAUGCAGCCCAACAUUGUAAACCAAACUGUCCCCGCUGGACUUUUUAA